This is a messenger RNA of Yamadazyma tenuis ATCC 10573, 2838 nucleotides long. RefSeq lists its product as uncharacterized. NCBI's taxonomy places the organism in Eukaryota, Fungi, Ascomycota, Pichiomycetes, Serinales, Debaryomycetaceae. The record is from RefSeq and is a predicted model, not a curated record.
AUGUUGGGAAGGCUAUUUCGACAACAGUCUUCGAGCUCUUUGCACAAGGAACCGCCCCCGGCCCUGUCCAGCGGCUUGGGAACGUCGGCCAACUCGUACGAGGAUAGUUAUACUCGAGAAAUCCUAUAUGGAGUUUCUGAGAAGCGAAUCCUCAAUCCAUACGAUCUUAACUCCAAGCUUUUUAGAAUACUUGUAUCACAGGACGGAGGCAGUUUGCGGUCGAAACAGGUGUUGUUCGACUCGGCCCACGAAGAUAAACCCUUGUCAGCGGCUCCGAAGAGCAAUUUGACAAGAAGCAUAAUGUCACCCAAGAUCCACCAUAAUCCUAACGAACUUCAUGAUUACAUGUUCGGCUGUGGACUUCCAACCAACGAACUUCACUCCAUCACAAAAAUACACAUGCUCCCGGUCAGCAGCCAAUAUGGUUCAAGUCGAUGCGUGCUAGUGACUCGGCUUUUCCUGAUUACUGACUUUCAGGACCUGACAAUUUCCCCAGGGUCGCCAUCUUCAAAUGAAAGCCAGGAGAUUGGUGUAUGGUGCCCACGGCCCACCCUCCCGAUAAACACCACCAAGAUCUCGGUACACCCGUCCAGCACUGCCAGUGUUUCGGCCACCAGCACUAAAAACAAUGUCACUAGUCGGUUCGCAGUUGGCUUGAUUAUACCUCUAGACGAUAAUGUCACCGAGGUCAUUGCCAACAACUGGCACGAAAUCUGCCAUUUCCUCAUAGUUCUUCAGAAAACUGUCAGCAAGAAGAUGAUUGGGGUGAUAAAUCAGAACGAACAUAUGCCAUAUAUUCAGAACAAGCGGAUCCAAUUCCCCAGCUAUAUUCUUGCCAAUGACAUGGAUAUACAGAGUAAUUUGCUCAAGCUUAUCAAGCUCAUAAACUACAAUGCCAAUAUUCCCAAACUCGUGAAUUCCAACUCUUUGAUGAAAUUGUGCCUACGGGACACCGGAGUUUCCAAGUAUAACCCGAUGGUGCUUAACUGGGUACUUGAGAUCUUAAACUGGCUUGAGUUCAAAGAAUUAAACGAAUCGUCCAAGUUUUUGUCCAGUUUGCUCGCGUUGGUAAUUCUGUACCGAUACCUGUUGACGGAGAGACCGUUUAGUCACGAUUACAGUUCCCGGGGUAAAGAGAUCACCCGAAUCGUGGUGAUGACUGGGAACCCAAUGGUUGCAAAAAAAUUGAUGUUCAUAUUGAAUGGUAUGAUAGCUGAUGAAGAUGUACUUAAUAUGUUGGGAGGGACCACCGGGUCUUUGGAAAAGCAGAUUUCUCUAGACAACUUCAGGUCGCCUCUAGAAGAAGCAGUGGAUAUUGGGGGAACGGUUCCCAACUCGCCUACUCAAGAAACAGAUGUCGACACAGACAUCGACGAAGAAGAUGAAGAGGAAAUUGAAAACAUAUCCUCACCUUCUUCACCGACAUCGUCGCCUCCUUUGUUUGCAGCCCACCCUAUCCCUAUCAAGUCGAAGCCAAGUCAGUCUUUCAGCUCCUCCGAAAACUCAUUUUCCAAUAUCUCCCACAAAGGUUGGGAAAUCCCCGGGAAGGCUACACCUGUCACAUCAACUUCGGUAUCCAACUCUUCUACACCGGUACCCAAGAACAUUCCCAUUUCUCGUCCCCAAAGAGGCCUGCUCAGCAAAAGUUCUUCCAUGGCGUACCUUUCUUCGUCCCUCAAUUCGUCUCUUUCGUCGUCGGCUUCCAACUACUCGCUCUCGAAAUUGGGAGGUUCUUUCAUCGAUAAAUGGCGUAACCAGUUCAAUUCGUCUGUCAACUACGAUAAUAUCGACUACCAACCGCCUGGUCAUGGACUGUUUGGAGGACACUCGUUUGGAGGAAACUCACUUGGAAAACCUUACGGCGGAAUUGGACGGAAACUCACGUCGCAAACUAUGAAAACCCCUUCCCCAGCUUUGGAAAUCGAAGGGUUCCAUUUGUCUCCUAGUUCCAGUCCCAGCCCUGUUCUUUCUGCAACUCCUACAUUGCCUAGUCCCAUUUCAAAUGGAGGUCCGAACGGGAGUCCCGCACUUUUACUGACAAUACCCACUGGUAUUAGGUCUGUGUCCAAGACUCAAUCAAUGUUUGACUUGUAUCAUGCCGAUAGUUUUUCAGGAAAACAUAGUACCAGGCUUGAGACCAAUGCCAUUAGCCGGUCCAAGGCUAGCAUUUAUGAAAACCAUCAGUUCACCGCCAAUUCCCUAAAAAUUAACCGGAAAAUUGACCAUAUUAUGGAGACCGCACCGCAUUUUGAGGUUGCAAGCGAGACUACCCUAAACGUGCCUGAGCCGGAUCCUUUCCCAGCCCACCAGCUCGCGGCGUACGAAGAUUUACCUCCCAGUGUGGCAUUCACUGAUGAGUUUAGACCCGAAUUUGUGCUCCAAUCGUGUCCUAUAAAUCCUCGUCUCGAACAGCAGAUAAUCAGCUCGAUGAAAAAUGACCUCUUGUUCCACCAGAACAACUGUCAUGUCGACAACAUCACCACCCGUACAAUUUUUGUGAGUCUUCGGGCCCGGGAAGUCAAACUUAUAGAAAUGAAGAUUGGUGAUGACCCCAGCACUGUUGUGACCACUCCUGCCGCCAUGAGCACGUCGCCGCUAGGUUCGUAUUUCCCCGAGCCCGCGGUUCCUCGUCGGCUGGCAGCCCCGUACAAAACGACCGUCAAGAAGGUUUAUGGUCCUGGGAAGCACCAGGGCGAUGGUGCUUUAGUUGGGCUCGUGGAACAAAAUCUACAUGCUAUGAGAGAACUUUUAGCGAGAGGAGCCGAUUCGGGCGUCUCCCAGUCAAGUCCCGACUUUAGUGCCGCUCUAUGUGCCCUUGUAAGUAACCUUUUGUGUUAA